Didymodactylos carnosus is the source of this 1933-nucleotide messenger RNA. The record is from the annotation of a GenBank genome assembly. Lineage: Eukaryota; Metazoa; Rotifera; Eurotatoria; Philodinida; Philodinidae.
CGUUUCUGCUAAAUAGCGUUUCUACCACUUGGAACAAACGACUGCUAAAUGGCGCAAAAAUGUCUGAAUAAACGAACAAGUUAUUUUAUUUUCUGUUUGCUUAUCUGUUUCUAAUGGCUGCUUCAAAGGCAAAUUCGCUCAUAUUUUAAGGAAAAAUCACGCUCCAAAAAAAGAAGUCUUUUGUUUCGUGUCGUUUCCGACCGAAAAGACACAUGGUAUUUGGCCAGAAAAACUGAUUCGUCUGGUCUCAAAAUUUUCUUUUGAAGCGAAAUAUCUCGAAGGCUGGUACUCGUGCAAAGUUGAAUUCUCAGGUAAUCUUGAAUUCAGGCGUGCUGUAGUAGGAGUCUUGCGUUAGAUGGAUAUGGACAGCUAUCAACCUUCGUACGAUGUUCAUACAAGACUGCAAUGGAAACUUGUUUUUUUCAGGGACACAUGAUGAAUGUAGAAAUUUUCAAAUAGAAUAUGAACGUACAAAUGUAGCAAAAGAAUGGACAUCAACGGAGACUGAAAUAAGUGGCAGUAGUGAGUUAGAACAAGAUGCUGUUAAUUCCGGUGCUGAUGACCAUCAACCCUCAGUCGUAAAACUGAAACAUGAAACAACAGUCGCUCCUCCCAAAACAGCAACAAGAGCUGCAUCAUCAUCUGAAUGUCUUCUGUCACCAUCAUCCAAAAUUGUUUUGGAUGAAUCUAAUCGCGAUCGAGGUACUGAGAUUAUGAAAGAAAUCUCAGAUCUGAAAAUGAUGAUUUCAAAAGUUUACGCAAUCCAAAAAAGGAGCAACAGAAAAGAACUAACAUAUUCUCUUACACCAUCAAUCCAGUUCAGUGACGAUGAAGAUAGUGGUCAACUAAGUGAUAUUGAAGUUAUUGAUGGCUAUUCAACGUCGUCGUCAUCCGUUGAUAGUGAUGAAGAUGAGCAAAUGUUAAAUGAAUUAUUGUAUAAUGUUAAAUAUGAUAGUGAUAAUCGUCCCGUUCAUGAAUAUACUCAGUAUAGUGUUAGUGAAUUAUCGAUCGAAUUACUAAACUUUUUUCGAGCAUCCAGAUUACCUGAAAACUUAAGAAAACAGUUACUAAAACUAGUCUCCAAAUACAUGCCAGUACCAAACAACAUUCUGUUAUCAACAUCUGAAAUUCUUUGUAGUGCAGGACUUCAGAAAUUUUACUCAAAUGAUCGUUUGUGUUGCUUUUGCUUUGAAAAGGUAGUUAGCGGAAAAUGUGUAAACACAUCAUGUAAACAUAGUAACGAAAAAUUAUUAUCAGAUGAGUCUGUGAAUUUUAUACAAUUUGAUAUGGAAUUCCAAGUUAAAGUUUUAUGUGAACAAAAUAUUUUAUUGUUAAAACGUUAUCAGUCGGGGGGCGAGGGAUUUAAAGGUGUUUAUUCUCAUGAUGGACACUGCACCACGUAUCCAAAUGAUUUGAACGCUGAAGUUCGGACUCAUAAAGUUUAUGAUCGAUACGCAAAUAGUGCCAUCACUCACUCACAUAAUCGAGAUGAAACAGCCGGUAUCAAAGGCGUAUCUGCUUUUCGCCAAGUUCUUGAUGUUCCGUUACCUGAUGCGAUCGAAAUUGACGGCAUGUACACGGUUUUUUUGUGUCAUGGCAAAAAAUUAAUGAAACUCAUUCAAUCAUCCAUGACAAAAGAAGAUAUAAAUCGCGUAUCACAAAAACUUCGCCAUCUUUUGUAUAUUCACGAUAUACAAAGACGACCACGUGGCUUCGAUGCUGUCCACAAAUGGAAGGCCAGUGAAGUAAGAGUAUUUAUUUUCUACAUUGGUCUUCCAUUAUUGUGUACAGCAGCCCCAGAGGAAAUUGUCGGGGAUUUUGCUAUGUACGUUGUUAUACAACGUCUUUUGCAUGAUAAUUGGGUUAAAGAUCCAAACAGAGCCCGUGCUCUUUCAUCAUUAAUUAAACUCUACAUCGAAAAUUUGAAUGAUAA